CAUAAAGAUCAACACCAAAUUGUGAUUUUGUACUGGACAUAGCUGAACAGAACUAUUUCAAAAAUGUCCAAUCUUGAUGAUUUCUUUGCCAAAAAGGACAACAAAAUCAAAAAAAAAAAGUCAAAUUACUUGGCCACCAAUGAGUUGUACAAAACGCUGGAGGAAUCCGCCAAGCAGAUAACAGAGGGUGGCAGUGAUCCCGAUAAAAGUCCAGGCAACGAGGCUCCAGUGGAAGUCCCCAUGGGAUCCUUUGGAUCGACUAUGAAACAGCUGGAAUUCGGCAAUCGAUUCGCGGAAGAAACCGUUGACGGGGAGGACGAAUGGUGUGAUUUCACAGAGGAGAAUCGCAUGCACUACACUAGCCUACGACGCAGCAUCCAGAUGAGCCUUAGCUCCACGAUUCUGGCUCCAUUUUCCGGUGGCGAGGUCAAGGUCAAGGAGUCGGAGCAGCGGGACACCGGAGGCGAUGGCAUAGACGUGGGUCAGGGACAUGAUGAUGGUAUGUCCAAUACCUGUUGUCCCUGGCAGAAGUUGGAAAGCCAUUUCCUAGAGGCCCCGAAGUAUCAGAUGGCGCCUAGGGAUCAGAAGGACGAGAUGGAGCCGGAAAAGCAGGAGAAUUUGAUCGAGAUCAAGCGCCAAGUCUACAUACCACCUGCUCUGCGUCAGAGCCAAGGUGACUUCAAUCGGCGCCAUCAGGCGGAAAACCGCCUGCGCAACACCAACACCCCAACGAAGAUGUCGGGAAAACCCCAAGCCCCCGAUCUCAAUAGUCCCGAAUAUUUUCCCAGCCUGACUGGUUCCAAAAUAUGCAAACGCACCAAGUAACCGAAUUUGCUACUUUUAAUGUUCUUUCCAGUUCGAAGUUUACUACGAUCAAUUUGUUUUGUGUGGGAGU
Drosophila rhopaloa is the source of this 895-nucleotide messenger RNA. Its product is annotated as protein CDV3 homolog. Gene Ontology annotation, cellular component: cytoplasm. The record is from RefSeq and is a predicted model, not a curated record. Lineage: Eukaryota; Metazoa; Arthropoda; Insecta; Diptera; Drosophilidae.